Molecule: messenger RNA, 505 nt
Organism: Trypanosoma grayi
Lineage: Eukaryota; Euglenozoa; Kinetoplastea; Trypanosomatida; Trypanosomatidae
Exons: 1
Source: RefSeq, a predicted model, not a curated record
AUGCCCACCAUCAUCAUUGACGACCUGACGGUGCGUCUCGCAUCGGAGCUGCAGAACACCUUCAACCCCACCUAUGCGUUUGGCGGCAAGAGCCACGGCGGCGCGUUGGCGCUGCGCGAGACGCAGACGGGCCACCUGUUGCUCCCGUACGACGCGGAGGGGAACGUCAUUGUGACGCCUGGCCGCCGCUAUCAGCUGGUGCUUGUGACGGAGCGGAAGGCCGGCCAGGAGCACGGCGGUGUGCCGCAGCAGCAGCAGCAGCAGCAACAGCAACAGCAGCGGCGAAAGGAGGUGCCGCCAGCGACGGAGGGCCGGGCCGAGCACACGCAGCCGCAGGAGGCGAGCAAGGAGAACGAGGCGGUGACGGCCGCCACCAACGGAGAGAAGAGGAAGCGGGAGCGGAAGCACAAGAGCGACACACCGGCCCCUGAGGAGGGUGCCGCCGCACAGCAGCAGCAGCAGCAGCAACAACACAAGAGGGAGAGGCGGGAAAAGAAAAAAAACC